AUGAUAAUCUAUGCUCUUAAUAAAAAAUAUAUCUCUAAAUGUAUUUCAGUUGACCCUGCUGUGCCCUCCUGUAAUUUUGGGGAAUACAGACCACAGUUUCUAAAUCCAUCUCCUCCCCAUGGCAUCUAUGUAAAUGCAUCAGUUGGACAUGAAUUCCAAAUCCCUCUCAGAGCAGCAGCAACAAGGGACAGAAUAUAUGAUAUCAAGAUAAGUGGACCCCUUAAUAUAACAAAAACAUUAAAAAACUACAAUAACAGCAGAGGAGUCAUCGAUGUAAUGAUCACGUGGACCCCAACUGAAAAUGACUUUGGCGAACACAUUCCCAUAUGUUUCAUAGCAGAAACAGCAAGUGGGUACCAGUCUAAAAUGAGAUGCAUUAUUGUAGUUGUUGUUAAUGAAAGUGAAGCUGAUAUCGAAUGCACUGACACAACAAUGACUCUGUACAUUUCCAAGUCUUCGGUAAGAGGACUUCAUGAAAAUCAUUUACGUUUAAAUGAUCCAACGUGUUCAGUGACAUCUAAUGGCUCUCAUAUUAUUGCAAGUGUGUCUCUGAACUCCUGUGGAACAAAACUGGAGGAAACUGAACAUGAUCUCAUUUUCAGAAAUGAAAUUACAUCAUUUGAAAAUCCUCAUGACAUCAUAACCAGAAAGCAUCAGAUCGAGAUACCAUUUAUUUGCAAAUUCCCCAAAAAGAGUCGACUCUCAGCCUCCUUCAAAGCACACAAGAGUGCUUAUCUGUUCACAGAAGCCGGUUUUGGCAGUUUCACCUAUUUGUUUGAGUUCUAUGACAGCAGUGCUUUCAGCAGAAUGAUCAACCCAAACAGUUAUCCCAUAGAGGUGCAGCUACAGGACAUGAUAUACAUGGACAUCCAAGUACAGACAUCCCUUUCAACCACACAGCUGUUUGUGGAGUCCUGCAGAGCAACGUCAAAUGAUAACCCCAGUGAUCCCAUCUACUAUGAUAUCAUUAGCAAUGGGUGCAUUGAAGAUGAAACCACCGUUGUCUAUUUAAACAACCAGACAGAUUUCAGAUUUGGAUUGGAGGCCUUUAAUUUCAUUGGGAACUAUGAACAGGUGUACAUCAGCUGCACAGUCAUCCUGUGUGUAGCAGGGGAUCCCAGCAAUAGGUGUGCUCAGGGCUGCACCAAUGGUACCUCUAUUGGACAUCACCAUCGCAAGAGAUCACUGGCUUCACAGAGCCAGAGACACUUCAUAUCCCAGGGGCCUCUGCGUUUUGCAAGGAGCUCUUCAGGCAGCCCAGGCUCCAAUCUGAAUUUGAACUUGAACAUCCUGGUUGUAGCUGUUGCUUUCAUUGCUGCCAUUUUCCUGGUUUGUGGAGUUCUGAUCUACAAAGCGAAAAUGGCCAACAUUGUCAAAUAUGAAACCGUUCCUUCUGCUGACUUCUAAAAUCAGAAAGAAAAACAAAACAGAUAUUUUAGUGAUCUCCUGAAUCACCAUGGGACAUUUUACAUUUACAGCCUAAUAGCUAAUAGGGUUACUCCAC
Polyodon spathula (Mississippi paddlefish) is the source of this 1504-nucleotide messenger RNA. Its product is annotated as ZP domain-containing protein-like. Bases 1 to 1407 code for a protein of 468 amino acids. NCBI's taxonomy places the organism in Eukaryota, Metazoa, Chordata, Actinopteri, Acipenseriformes, Polyodontidae. The record is from RefSeq and is a predicted model, not a curated record. The transcript is spliced from 8 exons.